This is a messenger RNA of Triticum aestivum (bread wheat), 1697 nucleotides long. RefSeq lists its product as uncharacterized. The transcript is spliced from 2 exons. Lineage: Eukaryota; Viridiplantae; Streptophyta; Magnoliopsida; Poales; Poaceae. Bases 259 to 1050 code for a protein of 263 amino acids. The record is from RefSeq and is a predicted model, not a curated record.
CCUGGCUGCUGCUGCUACGUCUUAUCUUUAAGCGUUGCUUCCUGGACACUUUCCCCUUCCCUCUCCACACGGUUGCAUUGGCCUACUUUUCAUAGUGACAUUCCUAGCUGCUGCUGCUACCUCUUAGCUAGCUCUCUUAUCCAUCCAUCCACACUCUUUCUCUUUGGUUGACCUCGUGACCCUGCUUAAUUUUGCUACCCAAGAACGGAUCCAAGGGUGAAAUCGACAACGAUAAGAGAAGCAGGGAAAAGAAACAAUAUGGGGGAAAUGGUAGCAUCAGCAGUUGUGCAGGAGGCUGUGAGUGGAGCCGUCUCCUUCCUGUUCAGCAGCCGCAGCGGAAAGGCAUCCCAGGAGGAACUCAUGGAGAGGCUGGAGAUGGCGCACAUAAAGCUGCAUGUUGGGCUCGAGAGGACCAAGAUGAUGCCCAUUACCAUCAUGCCGUUGCUUCGCCUGAGGAAGAAACUAAAGGAUGUCUUCAAGGAGUGCGAUGAUCUGCUCAGCAAGGUGAGGGAUCAUCAGCAAGUGGUACCCUCUUUACGUAGAAAGAUUAUGCACGCUGUGUUGCCAUCUUUCAUUGUCCCAAGUCAAGAUGUGUUGAGCAGCUCUGUGGUUGGAAGAUUUGAGCGGUUUGUCGAGGAAGCCGAAAGGUUUGUCAGAGACGUGGAGUCUGGAUCUUCACUUUCUCACUACAGGUUUCUCACUUCUUCGAUGAGGCAUCUUCUUGAAGGCAAGAGUCUCUCCUAUCGCAAAGUGCAAGGAAGCAAGGCUUUCUCACUUGGUAUAUGGACGGCUUUUGUGGAAGAGUAUGGCAGACUCGCAUUGCUAGGGUUUGAUUACAAAGAUCACAAGGCGCCACUUAAAAAUUGUUACAUGCAACUGAUUAUAAGAUUAUAUGAAAGCACAAACAUAGUUGGAAUUACCGCAAAAUGUUUGCGGUCACUUGGACCACAAUUCAAGUCUUUGGUUGAAGAUGCAACUGGGGGAACUCACCCAAUUACCUACACAAGACGUUUCAUAUUUCGAUUCAAUAUGGUUCGAAGACAUGGCUAAAGUGACUACACAUUGGAGUCCAGAUCCAUUUUGUUGCAUAGCUAAUGGGCUAAACAAGCCUUGUGCUAGCAAUAUCAUCUCAUCGGAGUUAACAGGCAGAUUUCCACAAGAAGUUAUUUCAGUUGUUUUUCGCUGCAGUUUUUCAGCUUCUGAGUACUGCUCGUGGAGCUCAACUGAUGAAGUGAGUAUAAACGCCAUAAAGGCCUGGCCACCUCUACAGAUGGAAGUUUUCUUUGCACCUCAUGAAUCAUUAUUCUCGGACGGGAGUAGCUUACAACAAAAGGAGGAGGAAAUACAAACAAAGGCAAUUGAUUAUUUCAUACGUGAGCCAGGUAUGACGGAAUACCGUAUGCAUUGGUUCUCGGCACAUGGUGGUGCAGGCUUUCGUGUUUUGAAGCAGAUCACCAAAACUAGGAGGGUUUCAAAGAGAAGGCGGUAGAAGUUCAGAGUUGGGAGCAGAGAAAAGGUUCCUUUUUGCUUAACUAGCCUCUAUGAGAUGGUUUGCUUACGUGGCAGCAUUUAUCAUGGUCUUUUUAUGCAGCUACUGUUAGCCACUUGUUUAUCCCUGCCCUGUGGCUUGUAGACAUGGAUGUGCUUGAUAUUUAUCAUUUAUUAAUUGAAGGAGGCACUCAUAUUUUCUUUGUUAA